Messenger RNA from Salmo salar (Atlantic salmon), 5125 nucleotides. RefSeq names its product phosphatase and actin regulator 1. Gene Ontology annotation, biological process: cell motility; stress fiber assembly. Gene Ontology annotation, molecular function: actin binding. Lineage: Eukaryota; Metazoa; Chordata; Actinopteri; Salmoniformes; Salmonidae. The record is from RefSeq and is a predicted model, not a curated record.
AUUGGCCGAAUUGGACAGCGACUAUUUUAGGUCUGCUGCGCUAGAGCAGAAGGUGGAGACCGUUUCAAACUCCCCUGCCUCCAUCUCUGAGAGCUAGAGGGAAUCAGGAUCAGUGGGUCCACCCCACAGCCGUUCAUUGCCUAACCAUGGCGGGUCAUGCAAACGCCGGUAUGAGCCCAUGGUCCUCCUCUGGAUCUAGUAACGACGCCCCCUCCCCACUCCCAGCCCUUACCGUGGAGAAGCCGCGGAAGAUGAGAGCAUUUUGCCUGCCUCGGAUGAAGUCCAAGAACCGCAACGACAGUGGCAAGCAGCAGCAGCUACCCCAGCAACCCGUGGCAAACAACAACAACAAUAUGCCUUUCAUAAUCCACUGCCAGAUCGGGAAGGAGAUCAAGCACAUAUGCAGCAACUGCCGUGGCGCUGACCCUCAGGACGUUGAGGAGGUGGAGCGAAUAGCGGCGAUGCGAUCUGAUUCGCUGGUCCCUGGCACACACACCCCUCCCAUUCGGAGGCGGAGCAAGUUUGCCACCCUGGGGCGUCUCUUCAAGCCGUGGAAAUGGAGGAAGAAGAAGAGCGAGAAGUUCAAGCAGACAUCUUCUGAUGGGGCGGUAGUAAUGAGAGGAGAGGAGGAGAAGAUGGAGAACGGGAGGUCUCCAGCAUUAGGAGGGUCUGAUCCAUCACCAUGUGAUGGAGCUGAGCUCAUGGAUGGAGCAGGGUCAGCCAUAGGUACAGUUGAGUUCCAGAUGUCUGGAGAGGGGGCGUGUCCACAAGACCACACCCAGAAUCCCAGCCAGCCUCCAUCCACUAAGAAGGUUAUGGUGUAUCCAGGCGAAGGGGCUGGGGCAGAGUCAUCACAUCACACCAUAAAACAUAAAAAACAACCCCCAGUGCUACCCCCCAAACCGUUCAACAGGCUGCCCAACCACAUCACAGACGGUAUGCCAGUGAAGCUGCCCUGUAUGUCCAUGAAGCUGUCGCCUCCUCUACCUCCUAAGAAGCUGAUGAUUUGUGUGCCUGUGGGUGCGGGGGGGAGCAUGGAGCCCUCGGCCCUCACCUUUCAGAAGUGCCCCCCUCCCUCCCACCACGUGGGGUCCCUGGGGGGCCACUCCCUACACUACGGGACCCUCCCUGUGCCCCUACACCCCCCCAGCCGCAUCAUCGAGGAACUCAACAAGACCCUGGCCCUCACUAUGCAGCGAUACAAGAGCUCGCUGCACCACGCGGUUCCCACGGUGAUGAUAGCAUGUGACUACAACAAAGAGAACCUCCCCAACGAGGAAGACUAUCAAGAACUACCUGGUUCGUACAGGGACGAGGAUGAUGAUGAUGAAGAAGAAGAUGAUGAUGAUGAUGAGGAAGAAGAGGAGGAGGAAGAUGACGAAGAUGAAACACUCUUUACAAGUACCCUGGCUCUGAAGGUGUUGAGGAAGGACUCCCUGGCAAUUAAGAUCAGUAACCGUCCGUCACAGAGAGAGCUGGAGGAGAAGAACAUACUGCCCACACAGUCAGACCAGGAGAAACUGGAGUUCAGGCAGCAGAUAGGCACCAAGCUCACACGGAGGUUGAGUCAACGGCCAACUACAGAAGAGCUGGAACAGAGAAACAUACUCAAACGCCACAAUGAGCUGGAGGAGCAGGAGGAGAUGAGAGAGCUCAAGAAACGCCUAUCGAGAAAGUUGAGUCAGAGGCCCACAGUGGAGGAGUUGAGGGAAGCUAAGAUCCUGACCCGCUUCAGUGACUACGUAGAGGUGGCUGACGCUCAGGACUACGACAGGAGGGCAGACAAACCCUGGACACGACUCACAGCUGCUGAUAAGGCUGCCAUACGUAAAGAACUCAAUGAAUUUAAAAACACAGAAAUGGAAGUACAUGAGGGUAGUCGCCAUCUCACCAGGUUUCAUCGACCGUAGUUCUUCUUCUGCCAUAUUUUACAAGAACCUCAAGUGCUGGAUCGCAAACUACUGCCUCUGUGUACCACACCCCUUCGCUUCCAGAACACAACAAGACUAGAACUGGACCAGAACCACACUAGAACCGGAGUAGAACAUGUAGUGAAACUGACCGAAAACGUAAUCUGAACCUGGAGGGGUGUGUGUACAGAACCGGGCAGCUGACACUACUCCAGGCUCCAGUGUUGACCCAAAAUAUGUGCCAAUAACAGGAUAGGGCAGACUGGAUCAAUCACAACAGUAUCUUGGUCCUGUGGUUAUAGAGUGGUCACAGUGUGGUCAUGUUGGGGUUGCGGAGAGGGAGCAUCGUACACAUGGAGAGAGAUUGAUGGAAAGCACUGGAUGGACUGACUGACUGGGUUCUCCUCUAAACGGAGAUUAUAUGGACUAAAACGUAUUGUUUUUAACAGCCUUUUAUUAUCCUUUUUAAUUAUGAAGAUAGUUAAUGUGUUUACUUUACUGCACUUUAGUUUUUGACGGUACUCUAUGGAGGGGUUAUGGAACUCUAUUCCUAUAUCUGUGCCAACAAGACUUUGGGAUUGUGGGAGAUUGAGUUUGGGAGGGCAUCCGUAAGGAAUACAGAGAGACAUCCUACAACUGAUUGGUUCAAAAAUGAUUAUCCUCCAAGGGUUGUUGUUCCUGCCUUUUUAAUACUUUUUGGUACAUUAUUAGUUUGACUAUUUUCCAUUGUGGGCUGCUGUUUUGAAAACAGAGGGACCAAACCCUUUUAAUCUGAUAGUACUGCAGAAUAGGAUUCUGUAAUAAGUGUGUUGCGGUUAAAGUACUACUUACAAUACCGUAUACGGUAUGUGCUACUCUGAAGGAAACUGUAGUAGGAGAAUAUGAUCAGAAUAUUUACCUCUAAAAAUGUUGAAAUACAACGCAAAACUCUCCUGUCCGUGUUGUGUUCAUGUUGGGAUAUAGAAAUGUGAACCAAGCAAUAAUUGAACUUUUCUUUCCUCCAUCUGUCUCUCUUUCUGGGCUGCAUUCAAGUGAACAAGUACAGGAAACAUUUCAGAGAGCUAGCCGCUCAAUACCAAAUACACUUUGAAAUGCUGUUGUGAUCUUGAAUGCAACCCAGAUCAUCAUUAUUACUGUUGAGAGUUCUGCAACCCUCUGUAUAGUGUCACUGUGCCUGUUGUAUUGUUUACAUGGAUGAAAACAUUGCCAAAUGUACUUUGUUUGAAAGACAUUUGAUCAAGUAUGUUGUCAAUAUAAUGUUUCAGUAGCGUGCUCCAUAGACUGGUAAGUAUCAGUUAUGAAUGGAAUUGUUCAAUUUCUCACUGUUCUCAAAACAGGAAUUCUAUGGUUCCGCCUGGUUUGGCUUCAUAGUGGAGAACCUACAUUAGACCACCCUUUGGCUGUGAAUGAAAGUACAGUACCACCUUUUGCUCACAAAAAGCCAGACACCUCAAAAUACAAGGAAAAACAUUCUUCUUGUUUUUUUACAAUGAACACAUGCAGUUGAUGAGUUGGUCUUGAUUGUUUAGUCUGAGAACCCUUUGACUUGUGGUGUAUCCUGGGUGUGCGUGUGUCUGCGUGCGCGUACAUGUUCAUUAGGCACAAAACAGGAAAAUGUUUUACAACGGAGUGCUUACUUAACACGACCCAGGACUCAGUGUUGUCUCCCUGUGCCUCUCUCCUGUAUCCAAACUAACAAAAGAGGACACUCUUUGUAUAAUAUAUGUACAUAGUACAAAAGAAACUUGGAAUUGAAAUAUGUUUUUCUUUUUUGUACAGAAGGAAACUGCAUGUGAUGAUUGUUAACUAUUUGUUCAUCUUCUAUAGCCCUGUUUAUACCUGGUUCUAACUUGGGUCCUUUGUCCGGAUCUUGUCCAAAUUCUGAUUAUGCCCACGUUUUUAGGCAGGUGUAGAAAAUCAAAAGACACAUUGUGAUCUGAUUGUGAUCAGAUCAUUCUGCCCACUUCCGGAGGUAGUCAGGCAUGCAUUGUGUAGACAGAUCUGGACAGAGAAACCAUUUAAAUCAUUAUUCUGCCGUCUAAAAUCAUUGACAGGUGGCCCCAUUGACUGAUUACAUCAACAUAUCUUACAAUAAAUAAAUAUUAUUUUGAAAGAAUAACUCAAAUAAUUUGCAUAAAGGAAGGGACCUGGAAAUCUGGUCACAACACAGACAUAGUGGACAGAUAACAGACAUUUUAAUAGCCUGUGUAGACACAUUUCUGGAAAUGUGGGCCCAAUCAGAAUGUAGACAAGAUCAGGACAACCAACCUAUGAAAGCACCAGGUAUAAACGGGGCUUGUGAUGUAUGCAGUUUCUUAUCUAAAGGAAAUAUAUAUUAAAAAAAAACCGUUAAAUGUUCAUAACUGCUUUUUUCUUCAAUCUCUAUUCCAUACAUACAGUGGUGUACGAAAUGAUUGACACCCUGGAUAAAGAUGAGCAAAAUUACUGUAUAAAAUAAAUCAUUCAAAUAUUAAGAUAUAUUGUAUACUCCAAAAAUUGGGAUUUUUUUUAUUUUAUACUAAUGCAACUGCUCAGAGAAAGAUUUUGUUUAACAAGUAAUAAUCUUUUUUCAAAAAUAGGUAGGGGUCAAAAUCAUUGACACCCAUGUUUUUAAUACCUUUCAAUACCUCACAUUGCAAAGAUAACAGCACUGAGCCUUUUUCGAAAAUAUUUUAUACACAUGGUGUGCGUUCGUUAAUUCACUCAGGCUUAUCUACUCCGAUUUCAAAACAUUCCUCUGAGUGUGUCCGAGUGCAGAAUAACUGAGGAUUUUACGAACGCGCAUCACCUGUUGAAUAUGACUGGUGUCAGUAAACGUCGGCAAAAGAACGUAAUUAAAUUGUUGCCAGCAGCACCAUUACAGUCAAAAGGAGUCUGUAUUGAAUACAUGCCCACAUCAGGGGAGAUACCUAUUUAGACAAUCCCUAGCUGCUGGCCGUGGGGGUCUGUCGUACUGUGGGUUGUCACUCUGGCGUGGCCUAACACACCUGAAACCAAUAAUCAAUGUUUCACUAAUAUCCUAAAGAUGAGUGGGGUGUGUUGGGUUGGGGCGCUGCAGGGCCGUGGACCCCUAGGGGCAGGACGGGGUGACCGAGCUUUCUUGUGUGCAAAAAAGAGCUCCACAGUACUAUUAGCGCUAUGGAGGAUGUACUGUUUCUGUGUGUUAAUGUGUAGGUAUAUGUGUGUUUUUAUUAAACUUUUCUUUUUCAAACCUU